This is a messenger RNA of Entelurus aequoreus (snake pipefish), 3779 nucleotides long. Its product is annotated as syntaxin-16-like. NCBI's taxonomy places the organism in Eukaryota, Metazoa, Chordata, Actinopteri, Syngnathiformes, Syngnathidae. Gene Ontology annotation, molecular function: SNARE binding; SNAP receptor activity. The record is from RefSeq and is a predicted model, not a curated record. The transcript has 8 exons. Gene Ontology annotation, biological process: vesicle-mediated transport; intracellular protein transport; vesicle fusion. Bases 2010 to 2822 code for a protein of 270 amino acids. Gene Ontology annotation, cellular component: SNARE complex; membrane; endomembrane system.
CAUGAAAAAACUCACCUCAAUUAGUGGGAGCCCCUGGCCUUUUCCCUUUGCAAAAAAGCUCUCCAUAGUUAGUAGUAGGCUUUUUUUUUUCGGCUUUAGUAUCUGAUGGGUUAUAGGUGAUACAUCACAUUCAAGGACAAGGGCAUGGAUAUAUAAUAAAGCUAGAAAUACUUGCCAUUAGUCCCAUUAGAUUUCUGUGGAUUUCUAUUUCCAUUCUAAAAGUUAUGUAUUCAUAUUUUGUGCAAUAUUUCAUAUGUAGAUUCACUGUUAGCUUUUUUUGGUCCAAUUUUCCAUGCGUAAAUACAUCUGUUAUUGCUAACUACUUGUGUAUUAGGACUGUGUGCAAUAAUAGCAGCACUUUAACUUACUAGGCCAAAGGAGAUGUGUAUUUUCUUCCUUCAGCACAAGUAUUAUAUGCAACAAUUUAGCACUUCUCCAUUAAACUACUAUGGUCACUUUGUUCCUGAUCAGCCCUGAUCUUAGGUCAUCAACCUGCUGCGGACUGCAGAUGGAACCUAGCUUUUGGCUACGAUUUGGCACCUACACAUUUAAUGUUUAUUCAUGUGCAUUGUUCCAUGUAACAAAGACCUAACAAAUAUUGCAAAUGGAGACUUUCUAUCAGGAGUUUUAUAAUAGAUCCAGGAACAAGCUUAUUGGUGUGUCUGGUGGGACUAGCCAAAGUUAAGGAGGAGAAAAUGCGGUCAGUUAUAAAUGAUUAAUGUCUCUGUGCGGCCUGGCAGCAAAUGCGUCACGAACCAGUGGUCGGGGACCACUGGACUCUACAUAACAUGUAAUGGUGGUUCUUUGGUCAAAAUGUUGCAUAGAUUAUGUUUUACAGACUUCUUUGUGGGCGGUCUUAUUUACGUACUUCCACCUCGACUGCGUCUUCUCCCGGUCGUCUAUAUUGUAGUUUUCAGCGCGUCCUUAUGAUGACUACCGACAGAUAUAAGUUAGAACUACAUGCUACUUUGUAUUAGAAAUGGCCACAGCGCAGGAUGCAUGUGCAUGUACGAGACAGUCUGCCCCACAAAAAAUGGAUAGAGAAAAAGAAGGAACUUAUUGACACCAAUGGCGGACUCAGUUAAAACUUUACCAUAUGUUGAGAUAUCCGCUGACGUCACUAAUGGGAAAAACAUCACAAAUUGUGCAAAUUCCAAACGACUCGUUUGAAGGAAGGCAAGAUUGUUUUAUAAAUAUCUCAGCCAUGCCUCCAUGGUUUGACUUUUGCAGAUCCCAAAUACAUAAAACAUGUACCAAUAGGUAAGACAAGUUGGUUGUGGGCACCUUUAAACGAUGCUUAUGUAUCAGUUCAAUAUUAGUGUAGGUGUUGUCUUCUGUGACUUUGGCCUAACUUUUAGCCACUGGUGCAAGUAGGGCCCCUGAACAUGUAAAACUGACUCCACUAAUUACAUUAAAAUAAGUUUAUAGUGAGGAAAAAACUAAGUGAAUAGAGGUAAGGUUAUUUAUUGCAAUACUUUGCCGUAUUGAUACUUUUAAUGCAAUUGUGCGUCACUGCACCCUGAGACUUCACACGUCUCACCUUCUUAAUGUUCACAAUCUAGACAUUGUUUUUGUUUUUUAUCCCUUUAGUCAUAUUACCAAACUUUUUGAGUAUGGCCUUUCAUAUUGGACUCAGUUCUAUGUUUAUUCUCCUUAGUUUAUCUUCACCGGUAUUCAUUUAUGGUUGCAUAAGUACUCCAAAAAGCAAAAUCUACCUGAAGAGUUGAAAUCUGAAGUUUGUAAAGGCGUCAUUUCGUGAUAUUUAUUUAAUAUGUUAAGGUUCCACUGUACUGUAUAUGACAAAACUGUUUUUUUGACUUAUCAAAAUAUUAUCAGUGAUAAAAAUACAACUUGUCAUAUAUAAAAAGCCUAGAUGGUGGUGUUCUGCUUGUUUGGUGUUCACUUCUGGGGCUCACUUCUGUUGCUUCUGUCCUUCUUUCUUCCUUCCUCCACUAAUGGAUGGAACCACACCAUCACUUUAGGAGCUUGAUGAGUUUGCUGAUGAUCGGAUGGCGCUGGUGUCAGGAAUCAGUCUAGAUCCUGAAGCAGCCAUCGGCGUCACCAAGAAACUGCCUCCUAAAUGGAUAGAGGGCAUCGAUGAGAUCCACUAUGAAAUCUCACGGGUUCGACAGAAAAUGAAGGACCUGGCUCUGCUUCAUGACAAGCACAUGAAUCGUCCCACCUUGGAUGACAGCAGUGAAGAAGAGCACGCCAUAGAAAUCACCACCCAGGAGAUCACACAGAUGUUCCAUCGAUGCCAGAGAGCCGUCACUGGCUUGCAGUCCCGCUGUGGCCACUGCACCGAGCAGGAGGAGAGACUAUUGAGAAACGUGGUCUCAUCUCUGGCACAAAGUCUGCAGGACCUGUCCACCACUUUCAGACACACACAGUCCAGCUACUUAAAACGAAUGAAGAAUCGUGAGGAGCGAUCAAAGCACUUUUUUGACUCAGGGCCGCUAAUGGAAGAAGACGAAGAGCUAGCUGUGUAUGACAAGGGCUUUACAGAUGACCAACUGAUGUUGGUGGAGCAGAAUACAGUCAUGGUUGAAGAACGAGAGCGAGAGAUCAGACAAAUAGUUCAGUCCAUCUCUGAUCUGAAUGAGAUUUUCCGGGACUUGGCCAGCAUGGUGGUGGAGCAGGGCACCGUCCUUGACAGAAUCGACUUCAACGUGGAGCAAGCGUGCGUCAAAACAGACGAUGGCCUAAAACAGUUACAAAAGGCCGAGCAGUACCAGAAGAAAAACCGGAAGAUGCUGGUCAUUUUGAUCCUAUUUGUCAUAGUCAUCAUUCUAAUAAUUAUUCUCUUUUCAACCAAGUUUUAAUCUUACAAUUAUUUUUGCUCUCCGUGUGAGUGUUUGUUGUGGAGUCUGUGAACCUCUGCUCCGACAAAAGCAGACAGCCUUUCCCACCGUAAGUCUGUUUUUUUUUUUCAAUCAAAGUAACAAUCGACAGAAUCUUUUAUCUGUGGCUGAUUUAUGACGUGUCUGGUAUGGAAAAACUCCACCACCUUGGACUAGCUGCCUGUUGUUUAUGCAGUGUAAAGACAGACAUGUUAUUGUUUGCUUCUUUCUGCUUGGUUCCAAUGUGAAUAUGCAUUCUUUCUUUUGAAGAGACAAUGCAAUGGGGGAUUAUGGGUAGUCUUGACACAUUAUUUUCCUGUGUUGAUCAUACACUACCAAAUAUUCCUACGGUUGAGCGCCUGUUAAUCAUUGGAUAUUCUAAUGGAAUAACACUGCUUGGUAAGUAGCUGUCCCAACAUUCUAGAAUCAUCCGUUUAUUUAACAGGUGCUACGCUUGUCAAAAACGAUUGAACUACGCAGUUUUGUUUUCAAGCGCUAUCCCCUUUUUGAACUGCAAUUUGCACAUACUUGAGGCCUGAGCAAGAGGAGUGUGUCGUGAUAUGGACGUAGUACUACUGUCAUCUGUAUGAUGAAAAUAUUUAUUUUUUAAAAACGACCAAUGACCAAGACAUUCUGUGUCCUGCAGAAUGAUUGUAUGUUAGGUAAAACUAGUAGCUCUACGUACACUAAGGACUCCACUAAGGAAACUGUGGUCCAUCCCGCAUAUGCAGAUACAUAAAGACUUCUUUUAUUCUGCUGUUAUGUUCACGUAUAAAGACUUGAUAUGCCGAGACGAUGAAGAGCUUUAUUUAACAUAUCUGUUCAUUUAUGCUUAUUUUAUACACCAUCUCUGUCAUUGAUGUGAAGUGGGUGUAAACAAAUGUCCAAGUGGUACUAUUCAUGAGUGAAGGUUUUUUUUUAAUAAACAUGGAAUAUGUU